CACAAGUCUACACCGAUUGAUCAAAAACAUCCGGAUUCGAGCUCCGAUUUUUCACAUUUCAUUGAAGAAUUCAUAUGAAUUGAGGAUGAGUGAGAACAUGGAAGGUGAAUCAGAUAGGGAUAAAGAUGAUGGACCCAUCAAAGGAGAAUCACAAGGAGGAGAUGCAUUGGUGGUAAAAUCUAGCACCCAAGUACGCUUCCCUCGUGUGAUGCAGAGAUUGUUUCCAUACUCUCGUCUUAAGUUGAAUACCAAUCUCCAUCAGCCACCUCCAAACUGGCUUCGGAAUGGUCCUGCCAUACAGUUACCUAAUACAUGGAUCAGAGGUGAACCUGCUGACAUAUCCAGCUUUGGAAUGGCAGAUGCAGAUAUAAUGGAUGAUGUAGAUGUCAUUUCAGCUUCAGAGAACAUCAAAAAAUUGCUGAAGAUACCUUUCAGUAAUGAGCAGGUCAGCUUGGCAGUCCAUCGGAUUGGGAAAACUCUUCUUCUUGAUAAACUUGAUCUCUAUAAGCACCUUAGGGAUGCCUCACAGUCUGAGAAGAAAUGGUUACAGGAUGUAUUUAUCAGACUGGUUCAGAAUGAAGGAGAGAAUAAGUUUCACAGUCAACUAAAAACAUCAGAGUAUAGACAGACAGUUGAUCUCCUUUCAAAGUUCCUAUAUCACAGCUUGGGCCCAGGAUAUGACAUACAUGUAGAUGAGACGGAAGAAGGUCAGAUCCCUGAAUUGGCUAAAGCAAUUCGGCAGCUACCUGCACCAACGGAGGAUGAUGUAAGUCAGUUUGCUCGUCAGGUCAUUUGGCAGUUUGAAGACAUACGGAUGUUGAUAGGUACAGAUCUACCUAUCUUUGGUGGUACAACAUAUCCUGCUGUCAGUCUAAGAUUGAGAGACACCCAGAGUCCCAUCAACAUUCUAACUGGGUUAGAUUACUGGCUUGAUAAUCUAAUGUGUAAUGUACCUGAGCUUGUCAUGUGCUACCAUCUUGAUGGAUUUGUACAGAAAUAUGAACGUCUCAAGACCGAGGAUAUCCCAGAACUUAAGAAUGCACAGUUCUCACCAAUGGUUGUGAAAGAUAUUGCUCAAAACAUCCUCUCAUUCAUCAAUAGUAACUGCACCAAAGAAGGACAUACCUAUUGGCUCUUCAAGGGUAAAAAUGAUGAUGUGGUCAAGCUCUAUGACCUGAGUAGCCUGAUAACUGAGCACCCAGACUGCCCUUGGGACAACCCCUUUUUGGUCCCUGUUGCCAUGUUGCUAUACCGUGUUGCUCGUAACAUGGCUCAGGCUUCCAAGAUAUCGGCCAAGAACAAGCACAUCAUUGUUUACCUUCUAAAUAAAUGCCUGUCAUUAUUGGCUCAAUGCAGAGAUCAGCAUUUAGAGAUUGUAGCUCAAGCCAACUUUAUCUUAUGUCAGAUGUUCAUGGAGGAAUCUAGGCAGAAACGACAUGGUAACAUGGGAGAUGAUGAUAGUUCUGAUUCAGCUUGGAAUGGGAGCUCUACGACCAGCAGCGAUGUGGAGGAUGAACCCAAUGAUGAUGUCGAUGAGGAAGAAACAAAGAGAGGAGAGAUUGUUCUUCCACCAAUCAAAAUCAAGAAUCUUACUGUCCCUAGUAGCAAGACAUGGAAAUGCAAAGACACUGAUAGUAGGAGGUCAAAGGUCAAAUCAUUGGAUGCUUCAAAAAUGGAGAAAGCAAACCAGAUUUUGAAAUAUGUUGCUGAUGGCCUUGAUGCAAUAAAGAACAGUAUCCCUGAAUCUACUACCACUACAUACCCAUCACCACCAUCUUCACCGUCACAUAGUGCUAUACCACUUCCCUUGCCCCCUUCAACCCCUGAAAGGACCUCCUUACCUACUGGUAAAGCAAUUCCACUGCGAGAUAAACCACAAACAGAGAAGCAAAGAUCACCAGAUAGGACUGCCGGAAGGGAUGGUCAUGAAGGAAAUUUACCUCAUGGUAAAGUUCGGACAAAGAAGCUAGGUUUGGUUGAUGCGUGCAUGCCUACAGGAGGAGAAGUUGCACAUGAUAUCAAGGAGGCUGGUAGAUCAGUAAAAAGAACUGAGGAAAGAACCGAAGCUCAGAUAUCCUUGGAGACAUCUGGUCAAGAGGUAGAUAGCAGUGGAAUAGGACCUAAUCAAUUGUCUCUUCAAUCUACAAACAAACAAGAUGCAUCGAUUGAAAAUCCUGGUGAAAUGUCGGGGAAUCCUUGUGACCAAUUACAGCUGAAGGGUGGAGCUGGACAGUGCAGUGACCUUGUGCAGACUGACCACUCACCAAGAAGAAGAAGCAAAGCAGUGGCAAAGGAGAAACCAUUUCCUCAAGGUUCUUGGCAAGAGACAUCUGGGUUGCUAUUGCUGGAGAAGGCUUACCAGGCAUACGUCACCCUGACUGGGUUAACAUGGGAGGAACAUAAACAUGGCAGGACACUUCUCAUGGCACAACUGGCAGUCAAAUGCUUCAAUGCUUGCAGGUCAAUCCUUGAUGGAGAGAGCAAUAUUUACAAUGUUCUAAUGAUGUGUGGUGAUUCUCAUCUCUUGCUGACCCAUGACCCUAGCAACCAUCAUCUUCACCAUGAAGAUUACCAGAACAUCUCAGAGACUGACACCUUCAUCCUAGAAACGGCCAUCAUCCAGCAGACAUCUCAAGAUUACGAGUGGGCAACAGAAUUCCUGACAGAGACGGAAGAAUGUUUGGAAUGCAGCAUCAAAUGUUAUAAAGCUUGUCUAAAUGAUAAGGUGAAGAAGGGGAAAGCAUUCAGGAGGAAUCUUGGUCAGAAGCUAGGGAAUGCUUGUAAUGAACUAGGCGUCUUCUUCAUGAACACUGCAGCUAAUCUAGCUUCAGUAAAAGACUCAAUGCCCAGUACGUUUGAACAGGAGCUAUGGAAAGAGAGUUAUCGUUGUUUUGACACUGGUGUGAAGUCCUUUGACGAAGUCUCAGAUUCAAUUAAUGUGGCUCUUCUCAAUUGUAACAUGGGGCGUCUUAUGAGGCUAUGUGCACAGAGCUAUGCAUCAGGGGGCAGCAUGGGACCAAAUUCAGAAUUUAGCCCAAAGGAGAAGCACUAUUAUGUAAAGGCAGCAGAGUGUUACGCAAGGGGUCUUCACAUCCUUGGCCACAAGAGCGGACACGUUACAUUGUGGGAUUCCAUUUCGUGGGAGCUCUGCUCUACGUACUUCAACAUGGCAUGUUUGAUGCAGGAUCAACCUCCAGUAGCUACCUCCUCUCUAGCUGAGAUUGAGAAGGAUGUGUUGGAGUUCAUGAGCAAAGCAUUAACUCUUUGCGACGUAGAGGAUACGUCGUCUAGUAGACAUCCACUGUAUCAGUAUAGGGCAGCUACUAUCCAUCACAGGCUUGCAUCCAUGUAUCAUAAUUCAAUCAGAAGUCAGUCCUCUCACAUGAAGAAGAAGCACACUAAGACUCUAGCUGAGCUUCACUACACAAAGGCUGUCAAACUCUUCAAGGAGAUGGAUCGUCCUGUUGAACUAAUCCGGGUUGAGCUAGAGAGAGUAGCAUUGCUAGAACAUCAGUUUGAAACUCAAACAAGCAAAGGACCCAAAUUGAAGACCCUAGAGACUGCACUAGGCAUCAUCCUUAAUUGUAGUGACAUCAUCCCUCAGUUGGAAAAACUGAGCUACAAAAUAGUAGCAAAGACUGCAGAUAAAUCAGAAUCUGUGAUGCAGGAUGUUGCAGCUUCCAAGAAGGAAGAUGUAGGGCUUCAUCAGAACGUCAUUAAGAGUGACAAGGAACAGGAAACAGGAAACCUCGAAAAGGUUGAUGGGGAAGAGGAGCAAGGAUGUGAAGCUGUAGAAGGGUCAAAGACUGUUCCCAGAAUGUCUCCUCUGAGACAAGGUGAAGGGUUAUCUGAAGAAGUGGCACAUGAUGCAAGUCAAGGACUUGAAAGAACUACUGAGGAUCUACCCUUGGGGAAAGAGACUAAUGAAACUUCAUCAAGGGAAGAUCAGCUCCAAGGAGCUGUUGGAGAUCCUGCAUGUGAGGGAGGUGGAGCUGAAGCAGAAGGAGCAGUAGGUGGAGCCGAUGAUGGAGCGAAGGUAGGAGAGGAGGACAUGAUUGACGGUACCAAAUCAGAAGUUGAAGAAGUCAAGAGAUUGCUGACUAUCUUCGAGAGUCGUCUUCAGUUUGUCCUGCUUUAUCUUGUCAAGUAUUCUAGCAGUGGCAAGCAUGGCUCCAAUGAUGAAGAUCGAUACAAGAAGAUGUACAGCUCAUCUCUAGGCAGACUUCACAGCUCAGCAGGCUCUGAUAAAGUUAGCCUAAGCUCAAGACUUCAGGAUAUAUGCAACAUUGCUUCUACUCAUAGAUAACAGUAGAUGAAGAUAUCUAGGCAAAGUGGAUGAAAACAUAAAAUAUUUUUGAGAAGGGAUGAUAGGUCAAGAGGGAGAGAGAGAGAGACAGAAGCCGAGUUGGAGAGGGAUAGAGAGAAUGAAAAAUGGACAGAAUAAGGAGAUGCGUGCUUAGGCUCUAUCAGGUGCCUGUUUUGAGAAAGAAGUUGCUGCACCUUGAAAAUGUUGCUUAAAUUUCACUGAAAAUUUGUAGUCUAAUAUGAACUGGGUUUUAAUAACAGUUCAUCUGCUUAAAGCACAACUAGUAUGCUGCAUUACUGUAGAACACCCAGAGACCUCUGAUAAAGCGAAUGCAAGCGACUUUAUGUGCUAGUAUAAUUUACUUUUAUUAGAGAUAUUACAUUGGUUGUUGUGUAAUGGAUAUUCAUAUGCAGAAUGUAUACAGUGACAAGUUGCAUGACACCUCUCUUUACCAUCAUUAUUAAAGGCAUUACAAUUAUUGUGCAAUAUUCUAUUUGUCAAGUAUUAGUAUAUGAGAAUUGUGAUACACAUGAAAAGAAAAUUAUUGUUAUUCAUCUCUUUGAAAAUUAGCACAUGAAAAAAUAUAUGGAAGAAUUUUAUGUCCAGUAUCGAUUUCGAACAUAUUCAGACUGAAACUAUUAGGGCC
Molecule: messenger RNA, 4952 nt
Organism: Lytechinus variegatus (green sea urchin)
Lineage: Eukaryota; Metazoa; Echinodermata; Echinoidea; Temnopleuroida; Toxopneustidae
Product: erythroid differentiation-related factor 1-like
Exons: 22
Coding region: 86-4306 (1406 amino acids)
Biological process (GO): positive regulation of DNA-templated transcription
Source: RefSeq, a predicted model, not a curated record